Messenger RNA from Aspergillus chevalieri, 507 nucleotides. RefSeq lists its product as uncharacterized. Lineage: Eukaryota; Fungi; Ascomycota; Eurotiomycetes; Eurotiales; Aspergillaceae. The transcript has 2 exons. The record is from RefSeq and is a predicted model, not a curated record. Bases 1 to 507 code for a protein of 168 amino acids.
AUGUAUCUUCACCGGGAGUUGAGUCGGCAAAAUGUACCCUACUACUUUCUUGGAGGAUUUGCGUGUAUCAAUGUCGCUAUGACUGCACGUACGACAGCCGACAUUGAUAUUGCCGUCCCUAACGGCCAGAACGGUUACGGCGUACUUCUCGACAUCUUGCAGCGCGCACCUUUUGUUCAGGAUACUGAGGGUUUUAUAUCCCGGGAUUCGUACUAUUUUUUGUUGAAUAGUCAGGCCGCUUUGUCAAAGUUGGCGGCGUUCUGGUGUGCGGGUCUGCUAAAGUUGAAGAUUAGCAGCUGGGCGAACAAGUCACGCCGUAGUGGUUUGAAAAGGGAUGGUGAUAUCAUUGACAUCAAUUCUAUUCAAAACUUAUUGAUCCAGAAUGGGGAGAAGAUGCCUUUGAAGGGCUUGGAGGGCGAUGCCGCCAAUGGUCUGUGGGAUUGGAUACAAGAAUUCAAAGAUCUCAAGAUGUGGCAACUCCUGGACUCGUCCUACAAGGGUCACUAA